Rhizophagus irregularis DAOM 181602=DAOM 197198 is the source of this 1567-nucleotide messenger RNA. RefSeq lists its product as uncharacterized. Gene Ontology annotation, cellular component: cytoplasm. Gene Ontology annotation, biological process: adult locomotory behavior; modulation of chemical synaptic transmission; circadian behavior. NCBI's taxonomy places the organism in Eukaryota, Fungi, Glomeromycota, Glomeromycetes, Glomerales, Glomeraceae. Gene Ontology annotation, molecular function: protein binding. The record is from RefSeq and is a predicted model, not a curated record.
AUGAGAGGAAUUUCAUUAGAACAAGAUUUAAGAUUAUUAAUAAAUAAUCCAAAGUAUAGUGAUAUAGAAAUUUUAUGUAAGGAUGAAAAGAAGUUAUAUGGUUGCAGAGCAAUUUUAGCAGCAAGAUCUGAAGUAUUUGAUAAAUUAAUUUAUAAUGGGAUGAAGGAAAGUUGUGAAAAACAAAUUUCUUUACAAGAGAUUAAUAAUAAUAUUUCUUUACCAGAGAUUAAUUCCAUUGGAAUGGAGAUCGUAUUAGAAUAUAUUUAUACAGGAUCAAUUAAAGAAGAAUUUUUAACAAAAGAUAAUAUAAUUGAAGCUUUUUAUGCUGCAAAUUAUUUUCAAUUAACGGAACUUCAAGAUUUUAUUACGAAAACUUCUAAAAAUGCAAUAGAAAAAAAUUUCAAAGAUAAUGAUUCACCGGAAUUAUUAUCUAAAUUUGUGGAAAAAAAUAUUCUAACAGAAAAUAGUAAUCUUCAAAAUUUAUUGGUUGAAGCAGUAGCAACUAUUCCACUAAAUAUCAUUGAAUUUGGUCGUUUAUCUAUUACAGGUCUUCAAUAUCUUUUAUCCUGUACUAGUAAAGAAAGAAUGCCUUUUGCAACACCAGAAUAUGAAGUUCUUCGAUAUAGUGUUAUCCUCGUAGCAAAACAAGUUUCUAAUGAUGCAUAUAAAACUUUUAUGGAACGGUUACCAACUUUAGAAAAGUUAGAACAGAUAAAAAAUCCUCGAAUAGAAAAUAAAUUUAUGACCCAAAAAGUCGCUAAAGAAUUGGAGCCUUUAGUUAAAUUUAUUGAUUUCAUGCGAAUUGAAGGGCAAAUUUUGGUCGAUAUCAUUGAACCAUUAGAAAUUAUCUCUCCAGAAAUAAUUUUUGAUGUUUAUCGACAAAAGACUAGAUUAAGCAAAUCCGAUUUAAAUAAUAUACGUGGAAUACCAAUACCAACUUGUGUUUGGGAUGAGUCAGAAUGUGGAGCAAGUAUUCUUAUUGAGGAGAAUGGAAAAAUUGCAUGUUUACAAGAGAAAACUGAUUCAUGGAGAAAUGUUAGAGCUAAAAUGAUACUAGAAGAUAAUGGCAUUUUUGAAUGGGAUGUCAUUGUGGAGAAAGCUGGUUCGGAUGCUUGGGUUGGAGUAUGUGCAUCAGAAAAUUUAAAUUAUGGAUUUUGGGCAGGAAGGCAACCAACUGGAUGGGUAUUAGGUAUCAAGGGUAUUUAUAGAACUUCUGAUAAAGGAUCAAGUUAUUGUCCACCAUUCGGAGAUGGCGCAAUAAUUACUGUUCAUAUGGAUAUGAAUAAAAGAACUUGUGCCUUUACAGUUAAUGGUACUAGGUAUCAGGAAGUAUCAGAAUGGAAUAAUUUACCAUCUAAGCUUUAUCCAGUAGUAUCACUUGGUCAUUUUGCUAAACUUCGAAUUCAGCCUCACCGAAAAAAUGGUUAAUUUACGUCGUCAUUUUAUAUAUACUUUUUGAUUAUUAUUUGUUUUGUAUUAAAAUUAGCAAAGUAGUAAUAAAUUUUCUAAAAUUUUAUUUAUUAUGAAUUUUAGAGCUUACUUACAAUGUUUUGAAAUGCGAAUAUUA